Messenger RNA from Phalacrocorax carbo (great cormorant), 1873 nucleotides. Lineage: Eukaryota; Metazoa; Chordata; Aves; Suliformes; Phalacrocoracidae. The record is from RefSeq and is a predicted model, not a curated record.
UGACGCGCGGCGGGUCGCCGGAAGCGGCGGCGAAGGCGCUUCCGCGUGUCGGCGCCGGCGGCGGUUCCGGCGGGCGCGGAGGUACCUCCAGACCUCGCUGCCAACGCCGGUCCCCGCCGGCGCCCGUCCCCGCGGCCAUGGCGGAGGCCGUCCACUACAUCCACCUGCAGAACUUCAGCCGUUCGUUGCUGGAGACCCUCAACGGGCAACGCUUGGGCGGCCACUUCUGCGACGUGACGGUUCGCAUCCGCGAGGCCACCCUACGGGCCCACCGCUGCGUCCUGGCCGCCGGCAGCCCCUUCUUCCACGACAAGCUGCUCUUGGGUCACUCGGCCAUCGAGGUGCCGCCCGUCGUCCCCAGCGGAGCCGUGCGGCAGCUGGUGGAGUUCAUGUACAGCGGUUGCUUGGUGGUGGCUCAGUCGGAAGCUCUGCAGAUCCUCACCGCCGCUUCCAUCCUCCAGAUCAAGACCGUCAUCGAUGAAUGCACCCAGAUCAUCUCCCAGAGCCGCGGGCCCAAGGCGCUGCCCCCUCCGCCCCGCCCGCCGCGCCCCGACCCCGCCCCGGCGCCCACCGACCCCCGCCACAAGCCCCUACCGGCACCGGCACUGGCACCGCCGGAGCCCGACGUCCGCUUCGGUCCGGCCGAGCCGGCGCCGAGCUGUCACAGCCGCAAGCAACGCCAACCUCUGCGGCUCCAGCUGCCGGUUAAGGAGGAGGAAGAGGAAGAGGAGGAAGCGGGGGGCACCGCCGCCGGUGAGGAAGGCUUCGCCCCCCCACCCUUCGCCGCCGAGGAACCCCCAUUUUUUGGCGCCCCCGAGGUCUUCGCCGACGCCUUCCUGCCCCCCUGGCCCGGCGAGGAGGGGGGCAAGUUCGGGCCCGACUGCAGCCUGGAGGCGCUGGGCCGGGCGCCGGCGUUCGGGGCCAAGGGGGUGACGGGGGGCAACGGUUUUGGCUUCGCGCCGCCGCCGCCGCUCUACGAGGGGGGAGCAGAGGCGGGGCUGGGCGGGGCGGGCGUCGCCCCGACCCCCGAGGCGCCCCAGCCCGGCCCCUCGCGUUGCCCCGAGCCCUCCUACCAGUGCGGCCACUGCCAGAAGACCUUCAGCUCCCGCAAGAACUACACCAAACACAUGUUCAUCCACUCCGGCGAGAAGCCCCACCAGUGCUCCAUCUGCUGGCGCUCCUUCUCACUCCGUGACUACCUGCUGAAGCACAUGGUGACCCACACGGGCGUCCGCGCCUUCCAGUGCGGCGUCUGCUGCAAACGCUUCACCCAGAAGAGCUCCCUCAACGUCCACAUGCGCACCCACCGCCCCGAGCGCUUCCAGUGCCGCCUCUGCACCAAGGGCUUCUCCCACCGCACUCUCCUCGAGCGCCACGCCGCUGCCACCCACCCCGUGCCACCGCCGGGGCCACCGCCGGGGCCACCACCACCUGAACCUGGGCUGGCAACGUGGCCAGGCGCCGAGGCCGCGGGUGCUGGCCCUGCUCACACAGCAUAAAGGUGCCCCGGGGAGGGGCCCUGCCACCCCUGAGCUGCUUCGGGGGUGGGCUUUGGGGCUCCCCCCAUGCCCAUGGAUGAGCCUCCGGGACUGUUUGAGCACCCUGGGGUGAAACCUGGAGGACUCUGACCCCACUGCAGCCAUGGAUUUGAUGCCCUGCAUGGACAGAUGGAGGGAGAUGGGGGUCCGUCCCGCUUGUCCCCUCCCAGCGACAUGGCUUCCGUCCCCCCAAACUGCGGUGGUGGGGGCGGUUAAACAGACUUGAUGCCGCUGGCGGGUGGUGAAAAAUCAACACGCGGGUUUUAAGGACCAUUUUAGUGAUGUUAAUUGUGAUUUUUCCCCCCCCCUCUAAAAAAAUCCCCCCCUCCACAAUG